Cannabis sativa is the source of this 1410-nucleotide messenger RNA. RefSeq names its product transcription factor LRL2. The record is from RefSeq and is a predicted model, not a curated record. Bases 234 to 1235 code for a protein of 333 amino acids. Gene Ontology annotation, molecular function: protein dimerization activity; RNA polymerase II cis-regulatory region sequence-specific DNA binding; DNA-binding transcription factor activity, RNA polymerase II-specific. Gene Ontology annotation, biological process: regulation of transcription by RNA polymerase II. Gene Ontology annotation, cellular component: nucleus. The transcript has 7 exons. NCBI's taxonomy places the organism in Eukaryota, Viridiplantae, Streptophyta, Magnoliopsida, Rosales, Cannabaceae.
CGGUUGCCCAUCGCCCAAGCAUAAGGCAACCGAGAGGGGUAAAAUAGUCUUUUUAGCUCGACCAUUCCAUCUGACCGUCAGCUUAGUACAACUAUAAAGCAACAGUGCCCUCCCGGCCCAUUUCUCUGUCCUCCAACAUUCUGGGUUUUGGUCUUUCAUGAAACCCUAGACCAUCUCUGUAACUUUCUAAGCUCAACACAACAUCUCCACCUGUGACUCAGUCUCACUUUUCGAUGAGCAAGAGAAUCAAUAUUGAAGAAGUUUUAGCUAGCUCACCUCUGGUUAAAAUGGAGGGAGAAAGCAGCAAGAACAAUAUUCCUAUGCAAGUGAAAUCAUCAAGCUUUGUUGGGUAUUCUGGCAAUGUUGUUACUAUUGGGACUGCUGAAGAAGAUGAUCGAAGGGGACCUGUUCUAAUGGAAAAUGGUGGAAGGAGUUGGCCGAAUAAGAACAAUGUUUUAUGUUUACCUUGGUGGGAUCAAGUUCAACACCAGAAAAAUCAUAACUAUGUCCAAUCUCUAACUGAAAAAAGCUCUGCAUUUCCUCAAAUGAAUUUAUAUUCACAAGACAUUUUGGAGAAUCUUUCUUUAGCUGAAGGUGAACCAGCUUCUGCAUAUGCUGUUUCCGGGGUUUCUGAUCUCCAAAGAGAAGUGCUGUUGUACAAUCACCUGGGAUUGGCAUCUGGUUCUACACCUACUAAUGUAGGUGCUUGGAAGAAUCUUACUUCAUUGAACAAAAACUCAUUUGGGAAAAACUAUAAUUCUGGAGUUGAUAUUCCAAGUGCAACAGUUGCUUCACCUGGCUCUGUAUCCCAAGACCAGUCCACUAUACAGAGAAAAAGAAACUUAAGAAAUGAUCAAGCUUUGUCCAAACAGCAACGCAGGAAACGGUAUGCUGAAACACUCAACAAGUUACAAGAGCUACUUCCCAAAUCUGCUGAGGGUGUAGGAGGUAGUCAAGUAUCUGUAUUUGAUGAUGUGAUCGACUAUAUCAAGUACUUGCAGCUACAAAUAAAGGAUUUGAGUGAAAGCCGAUUGGGAGGUGAAUCACCAACCAAACCUAUCAUUUUCCGCGAGGGAUAUGGCCACUACUUUUACGACCAAGAAACGUUGAAUGAGCCUUUGGAAGAGAUAAUCAUGGCGAAAUGGUUGGAGGUAAACUCUUUAGCUGUGACCAAUAUGCUGGAGAGGAAAGGUCUUCUUCUCAUGCCCAUUGAAUUUACGGAAGCACUACAAUGAUUUGUUAUGCACAUUUCUCUCUUGAUUUCUACCCAAAAUAGCUACUAGCAUUACGUAUUUUUGUAAUGAAAUUAAAUGUUUCUACCUCUUUCUUGAAGAACUUUACAAUCAAUCGCACCUACUAACUCUCUUUCAAUUUGGGGAAUUUUGGUUGAAUUUAGGCAAUUUUAUUAUG